CCCUCUGUCGCCACACCCCCGUCCCCACGCCCGCGGCGCAAAACCCCGCUAAAUUUUUCGCUCCGCCCGCCCCCAAGUCUCGCCACCGCCGCCAUCCUCCAAAUCGUCGGAGAAGAUAAUCCCCAGGACCCCCUUAGGGAUGUACGCCGACAUCCAGAAGGGUCGGCCGGGCUGCCGCCCCGUCGACGCCGCCCCCAUGGCGAAGCUCAUGAAGGUCUGGGCGAGGUACUUCCCCGAGGAAACCGAGCUCCAGGUCCCGGCGGACGACCCCAGGGCCAGGCUCGUCGGCGACCUGGUUAAGGUCCUGGAGCUGGAGGAGAGGGCCAAGCUCCUCCCACGUGUUGAAGAUGAUGGUGUUGUCUUCUUCCUUCCGAUUGAUUUCCAGCAGCUUAAGAACUUGUGCGGUGGUACCAACCUCUUAGAUGCUCUCAGGGAAAAUCCUAAAGAAGCCUUGCUUUGCAUGGGAGUUGCAGUUCAUCUGGUUAAGUGCUCGGGCAAUGGCCUCCAGUUGAGCGACGUAGACAAGGUCAAUAUCAGGCUUUACAACCACACCGAGACAAUAAUUGCUUUGAAGAAUUUGAAAGCGGCCUAUAUUAAGAAACUAGUGACAGUGCGUGGUACUGUUGUAAAAGUCAGUACUGUGAAACCUCUAGUUCUGGCGCUGGAGUUCAAAUGCAUGAAGUGUGCUACAGUCAUCCGUCGUGUGUUCUCUGACGGGAAAUUUUCACCUCCAGUAUCCUGCAUAAUUCAGGGCUGCAAGGGCAGAACCUUCACCCCAUUGAGAUCUACUGCCAAGUUGAUAGAUUUUCAGAAAAUAAGGAUACAGGAGCUUUCUAGUGCUGAAAACCGUGAAGAAGGCCGAGUGCCACGAACUAUAGAAUGUGAGCUUAUAGAAGAUCUUGUAGAUUGUUGCAUCCCUGGAGAGGUUGUAACGGUAGCUGGAAUCGUCAAAGUGCUGAACAACCAUAUGGAUGUUGGAGGAGGUAAGUCCAAAAGCAGAAAUCAGGGUUUAUACUACUUGUACUUGGAAGCAAUCUCAGUAAGGAACUCCAAGGCCCAUGUUGUUUCAGAAAAUUCAGAUGCAAGUUCUACUGAUAUUCUGGCUACUGGAUCCUUCAGUUUCGAAACUUUUACUGAUAAGGAUCUUAAAUUCAUCACCGAAUAUAAUAGCGAGCAUGGUGCUGAUGUAUUUCGUCAAAUACUUCACUCCUUUUGCCCCUCCAUCUAUGGGCAUGAACUUGUAAAGGCUGGUAUCACUCUUGCGCUUUUUGGUGCUGUGCAGAAGCAUUCAAUGGAUCAGAACAAAGUCCCAAUUAGAGGAGACAUCCAUGUUAUUAUUGUUGGCGAUCCAGGACUAGGCAAGAGCCAAUUACUAAAAGCUGCAGCAUCUGUUUCCCCACGGGGAAUAUAUGUAUGCGGGAAUACAACCACAAAUGCUGGUCUAACAGUUGCUGUGGUUAAAGAUUCAAUGACAAAUGAUUAUGCAUUUGAGGCUGGGGCCAUGGUUCUUGCUGACCGUGGGCUAUGUUGCAUUGAUGAGUUUGACAAAAUGUCAGCAGAGUAUCAGUCCUUACUGGAAGCCAUGGAGCAGCAGUGUGUAUCUGUGGCAAAGGCUGGCCUUGUGGCGAGUUUAUCUGCCCGCACUUCUGUGCUGGCAGCUGCUAAUCCUGUUGGUGGUCAUUACGACCGAGGCAAAACAGUGAAUGAGAAUUUAAAGAUGAAUGCUGCCCUGCUCUCUCGGUUUGACCUGGUUUUCAUUUUACUUGACCAGCCAGACUUGUUUCUAGAUAAGAGAGUAUCAGACCACAUAAUGGCACUCCAUACCAAUGACAGAAGUCCUUGCUCAUCCAACAAGAGGCUAAGAACAGUGCCUCAAUUUAAUGGCAGUAUGGGGAUUGGAAUUGAUGAGAAAAAAUUAGCUUCAAGGCUGAGACUACACCCUGAGAAAGAUAGGGACUUUGUUCCGUUACCUGAACCACUUCUUCGCAAGUAUAUAUCUUACGCGAGAAGCUAUGUUACCCCCCGUGUGUCAGAACCAGCAGCGGUGGUACUGCGAAAAUAUUACUUGAAUUUGAGAGCGCAUAGUACUUGUUCUGAUGGCACACCCAUCACAGCGAGACAAUUGGAAAGCCUUGUGAGGUUAGCAGAAGCUCGCGCUCGGGUGGAUCUAAGAGAAGAAGUGACUGAACAAGAUGCGAAUGAUGUUGUUGAGAUCAUGAAUGAAUCCUUAUAUGACAAAUAUGUUGAUGAGCAUGGUUGUGUGGACUAUGCUCGGAGUGGUGGGAUGAGCCAACAAAAGGAGGCAAAAAGACUUAUGAGUGCCUUAAACAAGCAAUCUGAGUUGCAGCAAAAGGAUCAGUUUUCAAGAGCCGAGAUACGGAGCUUAGCAGAUAAAAUCAGCUUGCAAGUCCCGGAUUUAGAUGAUAUUAUGGAAAGAUUGAACAGUGCCGGUUUUAUUGUACAUAAAGGACAAAACAUAUACCAGAUAUUGACCUCAUCAUGUUCACGGACCCAGCCAACAAGGUCAAGAUGGUUUCUUCGCAACAGCUGUUUUGAAGUUGGCAGCCAGGACCAUGAGCAACGUAAACACGCAAUUGGAUCGAUGGGAGCUUGGAACUUCUCCCCAUUAAUGUGCCGCCAGCGUCUUCCACCGUUUUAUGAAAUGUACUACCCGCUGCUCCUAAAUACAGUACAAGUCUUUUUAAUGAUUUUAAUAUGAACUACAUAUGGAGCAAAAUAAGUGAAUCUACACUCUAAAAUAUGUCUAUAUACAUCUGUAUGUAAUCCUUAUUGAAAUUGAAAUCUCUAAAAAGACAUAUUUUUUUAAGGACGGAGGGAGUACUACGGAGUGUGUAAGUAGUUCCAGUGAUACUUUUCCUGCCCUAUCUGCCGCCAAUGCUUCACUUGUUCCGUGUUGGAAUGGGGCAUAUCUUUCGUUGCCCAUUAGUAUAGACGCCAAUGAGCAAUCAAACUAGUUUCCUCAUCGUAUCCUCUUGGGUUGUGCAGAGUUUGCAGUGAAAAACAUAAUCAGCUGUUAUUUGCAUAACUCUUCCAGUGUGAAUUACUACUACAAUCAGCAAAACUGCAUCCAUGUCAUUAUGGAUUUUGCACACAAAAAAACAUGAUACAGAAGCAUUGCAGAGGGCAGAUAAAACUUGCUAUCCAAAUCAUGGAAACAAAACUCAAUAGCGACAGACAGUCAACAGCAUCUCGCUAGUACAACUUCAGGUUACGUAUAUAGGAAUGAAAAUGCUAAAUGGUGGACGAGCUCCAUGGAGCUCGUUUUUUUGAAAAAAAAAACCCCGGAAAUUAUAGCUCCCAAGUUUCAAAAAAUCCUAAAAAGAUCACACGCGUUCAUACAGAUGUAAAUUUUAAAGAUGAUACUAUAAAUUAAUGGCGAGAGCUUCACUAGUUAGAGAAAAUCGUGAUUCUGAAAAUGGUGAACAUGUUUUGUGUAGCUCUUCAUCGUUAGAACGUGUAGAUUUUUCUCAGAAUAUUUUUAUUCAAAAUGUGUUUUUUGCUUCUUUUUGCUCAGGACAUUAAUAAUAUCCAAUCUAACCCAAAUAUCCAAUCCAAUUCACAGGUCGAUUGGUAUGGAUUUUUUUUCAGUACUACAGUACUGCAAAACUAUCUCAUCAUGCAAAAAAGAUUUUUUAAACAAACAUCAACAACAUAACACAGACAAUCAUAGCACAUGAGAUAAAACCCACUAGCCAGCAGAGUAACACAGCAACAAUAUAUAUCCAGAUCAUGGAAACAAUACUCUUAAUAGCAACUGUUAAGAGAAAGCAACAGCAGAGAAGGAACAAAUCUCGCUAGUACAACUUCAGGUUAUAUAGGACAUUGUAAACAUAGCAGGCAACUUUCCUCCUCAAACGACCAGAGCCUUACAGUCCAUUCCAUCCUUGCCUAACAAAAA
Messenger RNA from Aegilops tauschii subsp. strangulata, 3919 nucleotides. Its product is annotated as probable DNA helicase MCM8. The record is from RefSeq and is a predicted model, not a curated record. Gene Ontology annotation, molecular function: ATP hydrolysis activity; ATP binding; single-stranded DNA helicase activity. Gene Ontology annotation, cellular component: nucleus; MCM complex. NCBI's taxonomy places the organism in Eukaryota, Viridiplantae, Streptophyta, Magnoliopsida, Poales, Poaceae.